UAAAAAGACAACAGACCCAUUGUAUCAUUUCCCACACUCUUCCUCACAGCCCAGGAUUUGUGACUAAUAACUCCAGUCAUUUGUAUUUUCUGCUGUUUUUCUUUCUUGUAGAGAGGAAGGGAUAGGGAAUGAAUCAUAGUGGGUUUUCAUCUUGAACUUGACAAUGACUUUUGGCAAGCAGAUCAUUCUGGGCUUUCAUAAUGAUCUGCUUUUAAAUAGGAGCAGAUAGAAACUGGGGUCACUUUGGUCACCAGGAUUUUUCCAUCUUAGUGAUGGUGAAGACAGAAAACAGAAAGUACCAAGACCUCCCCAUUCCAGAGCAACUACAGCAAGCUCGACUCCUGCUUCGCUGCUGAGCCUCUUUUAUCUGCUGAAUCAGGUCACAGAAUCACCCUCAUGAUGAUGGAGAAGUUACAAGGCUCUGAUACUCCUGUAGCAGUCCUGGAAAAGAGCAAGAGAGAGAUCCUAAGGCAUACCAAGAGGGCAUGGACACCUCUGGAUGGCCAGCUGCUUCCUGGCUCUGAAGAAGAAAGCACAAUGGUCUCUAUGCACAUGCAAGAAAAUUCCAAACAGGAAAGUAUCCAGCAGUGGCUGGACUCUGGAUUCUUUGUCUCUGUAAAUGAAAACUUCCAGCAAGCCAUCAACCAUUCUGCUUCUUUGCAUGAACAAGGAAUGGUUCAAAUGACUGUGAAAGACUACAUGAGAUCUCUGCAUCACUUCUCAGAGACUCCUACCCUGUCUAGAGGGACUAGUUUCAACUCAUGCUAUUCCACCACAGGGGUACCACAAAGCAUUCCUGAAUGGCUGGAAUUUUGGGAAAAAGACCCAGUGGAGAUUCUCCUGGAUCUAGGCUUUGGUGCUGAUGAACCAGAUAUCUGCACACAAAUCCCAGCCAGAUUCCUUGGUUGCAGCUCAGCAGCCAGAGGAAUCAACAUGCGUGUUUUUCUUGAAGCACAGAAGCAGAGGAUGGACUUUGAGAACCCUGACUUGUACGGCCGGUUCCAACAGUUGGAAAUCUUGGAUCAUGUGACCAAUGCUUUCUCAUCUUUGUUGAAUGAUGUUAACACCCACCAGAGCCAAGCUGAAGAGAAAGCUGGAAGACAGGGUAUGCACAGCCCCACAUCCAGUGAUGCUAAAGAGCAUCAGCAAAGAAUGAGUAAACUUUUAAGAAGAACUUCAAGACAGAAUAUCAGGAGGGUUGGUAACCCAGCACUGUCAGAAUCAUUCAAGAUGGAAGAUGGGACUUCUACUCUGCCCACCAAGCCAUGGAAGCAUAGACUGGAAUUACAAGUGGCUUCCAUUAGCAAUGAUGGGAGUCAAGUGCCUCCUUCUACAGAGCAUGGUUCUCCCCAAUCCUGCAAUGAUUGGUUACCUUGUCUUCCUCCACAAGCUCUUCUGGACAAGCAGUGGCCUUGUUCAUCCUCCCUGGCAAAACAGUCUCCUCAGACCAAUGUGUCUGAGGGAUCAGUUAGGAGAAAAACUUGGAAGGAGAAGUGGAUUCACAUGGACAAGCUUAAGAACUUGUCUCACAUUGUGAGUAAAGGACCAGACUCCUUUGAAAUGGAAGAGGUCCAAAGCUUUGAAGAGGACACUGGCAACCCUAUUAACCCGAUUUCAGGAAUUGUAGGCACCCGAGUGGACAGAACCAACAGCUGUCAGUCAGACAGCAGUGGGUUUUUGGAGGAGCUGCCAGAGCCCCAUCCCCUCCAGGUGUCUUCCUUGCCAGGCAGCCAGAGUCCCACUGAGGGUAGAGGUAGCAAAUCGAGGGAUCAGAGUCAUAGCCCAGCACCAUGGCAGGACUGUCAGCAAGAGUCCAAUGGCUCUGAAACCAAGAGCAUGAUGAGCUCAUCUUUGUCAAGCCAUGAUAGGAGUAUAUUGGAAGGAAAGUUCUCAGCAUCUGUGGAGGAGGAGGAGCUUCAACUUGAGGCUAAGAAGGAGCUACCAGAGAUACUCACCCCAGAUACGACCCUCACCAAGACCAUGAUGGUGGGAGAAUACCCAGGGAGUCUUGUUGGAACUGUAGUCACUUCUACAUGGAAUAACACAAUGGGGAUCAUGGUGGCUCCUGUCACAGAAAAGGAAGACAGGUCUCUGAGGCAUAAGGGUACUGGGGAAAUGUUGAUACAAAGGCACCACUUUGAGUCGCCAAGGUCAUCCGGGAUUGAUCAGACUCCAGACAGUUUCUAUCUCGUGGACUCUGAGAUCCCAGGAACAGAGGACAGCAGCAAGGUCUACCCUGACACCAGGCAAAGCUCAGUGGUGCAGGAGAAGCUAGCACAGCACUCUCAGCAGCACAGAGGAGCCACGCCCUAUAAAGGUGACCUUGUUCAAAACUCUGAUAAGUCAGUUCCCCACCUUGAGAAGCCACCUGGAGAUGCUCCCACUGACUCAAAUGCUGCCAGCUCUUGGUCUGUGUCAACCCAGAUGUCCUCCAAUCUGGUGUCAGCUGCUCAGAGUGUUGCAGAUUUGGGGACCUACUAUAAAGGAACAGCUUUAGAUUGCAGUCCAUGUCACCCUGUUAAUACCACAGACCUGAGAGUGCAGACAGAAGCAAAGCAGGUCAAUGAUGUUGCUGUUCAGACUUACGCAUAUGAAUGCAAACCCAGGGCCUCACAUAAGGCCUUAAUUCAUAGACCCUGGCCCCUCACCAAAUCCAUCUCUUUGGACACAGGUUUUUCUAGCACCUCCCCAACAGGCCUCUGCCACACCACACCUGCCCACUGUUGUGUCUGCUGUCAUCACUGUCCCAAUUGCCAGGGAAGGAGGCAAAGCCCUGGCCCAGAACCCUCUAUUUGCAGGCAUUUCCUGUACUCACAUGCAGAGGAUCCUGAAGCCCGGUUCACGAAGACAUUGAAAAUACUUCAGGACACUACUGUGAGGGACUUGUGUUCUUGCACAGUCUAUGAGAUGGAAACCAUGAAGAUGGUGUGCCAGAGUUUCCAGGAGCACUUAGAGGAAAUUGAACAGCACUUCAUGGGACAGCAGGCACUCUUUCCCAGGGACAUGUCAGAAGAGGAAAGGGAAGAGGCUGAGGACCUGAGGACUUUGCGAGCGGCCCUGAGGCAGCAGGUGGCAGAGCUGGCGUUUCAGUUAGGAGACCGGGCCAGGCAGAUCAAAGAGGGUGUCCUACUGCAGCUAGACCUUCUCUCAGAGGAGCUGCCUGAACACUGUGCAAAUCUGCAGCAAUGCAACUGGACAGAGGGAGAGCACGGCCAGAGUUCAUGUGUUCAAACCCACACUGUGGCCCCUGAGCCUGCCCUGCCUGCCAGCAAUGGGCAGCAGAUUCCCUGCUCGGGGGUGACUCAGCUGGUUGCUCUUUGUCCCUCUGACCGUGAGACCAGACGAAGGAUGUCUCUACAGUCACCAGCUAUGACAGAGUCAGGUCCGGGUCCUUCAUCAAGUAGUACUGUAGAGUAAUCUCUGCUAGACCAGAGAGUUUGAUGACCUUUGUACAAAAUGGAAGAUCCCAGAACAGCUGUAACAAAGGAAUCUGAUUCCUAUGUACCCUUCUAUUCUAUGAUUAAACUCAGAAUAUUUUAAUAUUCAUUGAUUACAUAAUAAGGAGUCACCCGGUAUGUGCCUGACUGGGGUAUAUUAUAGUCAUUGAGUAGCAUAUGGCCUUUACCCUGAGAAAGCAUGUGUCCUAGUGGAAGAGACUGAAUAUAAACACACAUAUGUAUCUAUAAUUAAAGUCAAGAAGAACGGCCUCUACCCUGAGAGAGCAUGUGUCCUAGUGGAGGCGGCCGAAUAUAAACACACAUAUGUGUAUAAUUAAAAAGCAAGAAAAAGACAAUGUGACCUUAUUUUAUGACAGAUAAGUAUCUGAGUCUGCUCAGGCACCCGGAAGGCAUGUUCAGAGAUGUGAUACUGCUGAUGCUGGAGGCAGCUGUGAGCAAGACAGAAUGUCUGUGCAUCAAGAGUUGGAUAAAGUGAGAGAAACAACAAAUAAAUACCAUUUCCAUAUAGUUUGUGGAGGAGUCACCAUGCGACAUGGGAGGGAAGUGCCCUGGGGACCUCAUCAAAGGGAGCUAUUAGGAAAGACUUGAAGGUAAGAAGAUAGAAGCCCUAGAGAAUUCAUGUUCAAAAGACUGGAAAGCAGAAGAGAGGAAGGUUCACAGGCUGGUAUGUAGAAACACUAUUUUGCCAACUGUGGUAGGUGAUAGUGAGGACCUAAGUGAGGACCCUGACUCCCUCCAGGCCGUGGUCAGGAGUCUAAGGGCAUGUAUUCUUGCAAGUGCAACAGAAAGCCUCCAUAAGUGUUAAACAUGGAUUUCAUAGGGUCUUAGCUACCUUUUAUAAUCACAAAAAGAUACCACCAUGGAACCUAUGGAGAGGUGAGGCUGCUGGCUAUAAACCUAUGGCUUACAGUUGUCCCUCAAGUCAAAAGUUGUCCAGCUGUUUCCAUCCAGCUGUGGGAACAGCAUGGCUCCUACUACAGGGAAAACGCAUGGAGGUAGAUAUGAAAGCCAAGGGAUGACUAGAAUCAAGAAUAGAUGAAAAAUGAAAUAGUGAGAAAUAGCAUCAUAAGAACUCCUGAGGGAAGCUUCUUGUUUGUAUGAGAGGAUGAGUAAGCAGAGGGCACUUCCUAGCUAGGAACCCAAGACAAUAUUCCUUUGGAAACUGUCUACUAGCCUGUUUCAUUCCUUAUCUUCCUGCUUUGGUUGCUAUGACUCCAGUGAGGCUCUGAUUUCCAGGGACCAUGCACUGUCUCUCCUGCUGUACCUCCCUAGAAUGUGGACAUCUCCAUUCACACAUCUUCUUCAGCAUCCAUAUGCACCAUAUGUAUGACCCCAGCGCCAACCCCUUCUAAACCCCAGUCUUCCAUCCUCCUACCACACACACUCAGAUGAACCCAUCUGCCUUGUCCCCGUGUGGCCUUUACUGGCACCUCGGUAUCAGUCACUGCAUCACUGCUGUUUCCUCAUAGCCUGGUGACAGCACAAGGCAUGAGCCUUUGACAUGCCUUGAGCUUCCCUCUCUCUGAGAUGCCUCGGCAACUGACAAACUGUCUCCGCCGGCACCAAUAGGGUCAUGGUUCCUAGACUCAGGGAGAGAACCUAAGAAGUAAUAUGUCAGAUAACUAAGAGAGUCAUCUCAAGACUAUGAUCCCAGAGCAGUCUGCUGCCAAAAUGUUGCUCCAGCCAGGAAUCACUAUGCCCUUUCCUUUCUGCUGCUGCCUUGCUUUCCUGGACCACACCCCUACUCUGGUUCCCACGGUAUGAUGCAACUUCCAGCUGCAAACUGGCUCCUAAUUGCUUUUGUACAUCCUAAGUUUCUUCCUUUUCUAGACUGUCAACAUUUGUCUUGGUUCAGACUUGAGCUGCCUUUGCCUGCAGCCUUUGAGCCUGUGGUUCCUGCCUGUUCUUCACUGGACUGCCUACUACCUGCUUGAUGGCCUCAUGCCCUACUUUGUUCUCAUGUCAAUCUGAAAUGCUUGUCCUUUGGACUACUUUGUAUAUCCCUACAUUCCUUCACAUCACAGACUCUGAAUGUACAGAUUCAACUAACAGCUCUGCGAUAUUCAGAAAACAAUCGCAUAUGCAUUAUAGACAUUGCUCUUGCCAUCCUUCAACUAUUUUGUAACAUAUUUUAUUAGGCACUACAAAUAAUCUAGGGAUGAUUUAAAGUGUUCAAAGUAUGCAGAUGUGUAUGUUUUCUGCAAACACUCUAUUGUGUAACAUAAGGCUUGUUGGACAGAAUAAAUGCAGUAAAUUGGUUGCAGUAAUUAACACAAUAUCCCUCAGAGACUAAAUGCUCAAUAUAUGUUGGCUAUUGUUGAUGCAAAGACGAACACAUCAGUAAGUCCAAUGUGAUCAUUACCUUCUUUCUGUUGAGAAGGAUUCUGUGAGCAAAGCAGCUUACCCUGGAAGAAUAUUAACAAAUGCCUGAGGAAUAGAUGAGCAGAAUAAAGUAGCACUCUCAAGAGACAGAGAAGCGGAUGAUCUCACCACAGAAGCAACACCAUUUCAAGCUGUAGGAGGAGCUAAGCUUGCACUUAAAAGGGAUUUGUGUGUGGAUCAUUUUAACCUCCAGGAAAGAUGACUUCAGAUGUGAAGGAGGAGACAGAGACCCACUGCUUGAAUGAAGAAUGGCAAAUGAAAUCCCCAAAGAGCUCUACAUAGUAAAUGGCAGACCCCAGCUCUCCAACAAGGAAGAUAAAAGUGAACAAAAAAAUGUAGAAACACUUCUAUGUCCCACCCAGAACUUUUACUGUCUUUAAUGACUGAUGGGCUGAUUGCGAAAUGUCACCUGGAAUUCCAGUUCUCAGACUCAGACUGAUUGUAAUCACUGACUUUCCUGGUUCAUGUGAUAAACAUCUUAUCUCCAGUUGGUUCUGUUUUUCUGGAUGACUCUGGUAGUGAGGAAGAAGAGCUCAAAGACCAAAAGCUUGACUUAUAAAAAGGUAUGCUGAGUGCUGGGUUUGUUAAUAAGAAGCAACUGAACUCUGGCAAUAAACCCGAGGUUUGAUCCAAUUUCACAACUAAUUAUUUGUAUUUAAUAAACUGAGCUCUGUAGAUCUCAAGGUCAUCAUCUACAAUUAACACAGAGAAUGCUUAUUCAGCCCUUUAGCUGGAGCCUGGAAUGAUGCCAAGGCUCAGUAAGUAAAUACAGUGUUUGUCAUUAGCAGGAGUAGAUGCCAAUGCUUGGCCAUCUUACCCUUAGCUAAGUGCUGCACCAAGUACUCUAUGUGUCUUGUCACAUAUCUCCACAACAAAACUCCAGAGCAGAAACUCACCUAUGCAUAACACACACACACACACACACACACACACACACACACGCACGCAUGCACGCACGCACGCACGCACGCACGCACGCGUACACACAUACACACACCAAAACUAAACUAUCUGAGGUUUGGGGUCUAGUAGGGUGUAGUUUGAAGUUUUCAUCCCACAGCAGUAGGGGAUUAAAUUGACACUGGUCCACUGAUUUUUCUAAAACGAAAUAUAUUAAAACUGUCAAGCCUUGGGGCUUAUGUGGAGCUUACUAAUAGGCCCAACUCAACCAGAGUAACUCUUUUUCUGUCUGUAUUCUGCAUUGAGUUUGGCAAAAAUCUUACUUCAGGCAAAUACUCACUGCUUAGAAGAGCUUGAAAAACUUAACAUACUGACCACAUUUGACUUUUGUAAACAGAUAGUGUCUGUUGCUUUUGUAUAAAAUGUUUUCUACUACACAGAAAUCCUUUUGUACCUACCACUUUAGCAACUUUUAGCUCUUAACUGCUGUCAUACCAUCAAGAUAAACAAGAAUUCCUUUGCAUUUCCUGAAUGAUGCCAAGCUCUGUUUCCUUUUUUUUUUUUAAUGUAUGUUGAUAUUGUCCAAGUUAAUUCUUGAGGAGAUCUUAGAUCGUGUGUUUAUAAAUAGAAAUAAAAAUAGAGAAAUUACCUUCAGGAAGUGGGUAAACACACACACACACACACACACACAACACACAACACACACACACACACACACACACAGACAUCUUUUACAUGAAGCUGAAGCUACUUGUUUAACUAAAAAAGAAGGAAAGAGUAAACAGACUUCAAGUUUAGAAAUUUGCCAGGGAACAACUUGGCCUUUUCUGUGGCAUAUUCCAGGGAUCUUCCUCCUGUGGAUUUUACCCCCUCCAGAUUUCAGGAGUCAAAGCCAAAAGCCUUGAUUAGAGGGGCUCAUUUCAGAAAUAACACUUGGAAUUCAAGUCACAUAUUUUCUUUGGUUUUUGUUCUGCAUGAGUGAAGACCUAAGUUGCAUGAUGGAGACAAAGAAAACAACCUUGAAGGUUGUUCUGAUCUAUAGCUUAUGCCAAGACCACAAAGAUUCGCGUAAAGAAAUUCACGUUUGGUGCACAGAAAAAUAUUCUCCAGAAGCAUGUUCCACAAGACUUUGUGUAUUGAACAGAUCUUUCUUAGUUCUGUUUUCUUUCUUUCUGUAGAGCUAAACCUUAGAUUUCCUCAAAAGAAAAUAAUUUUGCUAACAUUGAAAAAUGAAGCUGAAAGAUUCUAGUGAUAAGAGAAUUUACUCUUGAAUGACUCAUUCUUUGUUGAGGUAGUAAUUGGUUCCUGUGAGAUGAAAUGGAAUAAAAUAGGACAUUUAUAAAGA
Molecule: messenger RNA, 8085 nt
Organism: Peromyscus maniculatus bairdii (prairie deer mouse)
Lineage: Eukaryota; Metazoa; Chordata; Mammalia; Rodentia; Cricetidae
Source: RefSeq, a predicted model, not a curated record